UCACUUUCUCGACAUCACGGCCGGCCACCAUCCAAAGCCAAACCUCACUCUUUCUAUCUCACGAACGCCGAACGGAACCCUACCCUUCCGCCACCCACUCUAUCGGCACGGCAACCUUCCCUCACUGCCACCUUCCUCUGCGACGUUCCUAACGUGUCUCUCUCUCUCCGCCACAAUCACUCUCUCUCUCUCUCUGCGAUCCUCACCCAACACCGUACGGUGUGUAUUUUGGCAUGAUUGCUACUUUGACGACUGCUAAGAAGCUUCUAUAGUAGCACAUGAACUGUUAUCAGAGAACGAAGGAGAGGAAACCUAAAAAAUAAUAAGAGUAGAAAAAUAAUCCCUUGUUCAAUAUUCCCACUACCUUAUUUCGCUUUAAAUGGGCAUAAUUUGCAUAUGAAUUCUCUGGUGAUUUAAUAUUUUGUUUCAGCAAAAUAUUGUGAGAGCUACUCUGACUUUUUUGUAAUUUUCUUAAAUGAGGACCGUUACUUUUAUGUGACUCUUCCCUUCUUUAGUAUAUUCCAAUUUGAAUUUCGGUUAGAUAGGCUGUUUUUAUAUAUAAAGAGAUAACUGUAGUUUAAAAUUAUUCUACAAAUUACACGUACAUAUGUAAACUUCCAAAAUUAAGCCCAUUUGUUUUUGUUAAAAAAAUCAGUGCUGCUUGCACCUCUUUCUCCCCUCCAUCUCAACACUGCUGCAAGUUAGGACUUUUUUUGUUCGAACAACUGCGGAGCUUUUUUUCCCAAUCAAUUUUUUCUUUUUCUUUUUUUCUUUGACAAUUUGAGUUUCAAUAUCUUUGGAUCAAAAUGAGCGGAGAUCCUUUGGUAUUUGGGUCUCCAAUUCAAGACGCCAUUUCUAGCAUUCAGUUUGCGCCGCAAUCGAAUAACCUUCUCAUCUCUUCUUGGGAUUCUUGUCUGCGAUUGUACGAUGUGGGUGACUCGGUGCUUAGGUUAGAAGCUCCGUCAGAAGCUUCGCUUCUCGACUGUUGUUUCCAAAAUGAGCUGGUUGGUUUCAGCGCUGGUUCUGAUGGUUCCAUUAGAAGGUAUGACUUGCAUUCCGGAACUAGUGAGGUGAUUGGAAAUCAUGACGAUAUUUCAAUUUGUGUUGGAUAUUCGAAUGAAACGUGCCAAGUAAUCAGUGUUGGUUUGGACAAUAAGAUAUUAGCCUGGGACACACGAACGGAGAACGAACUUUUGUGUUUGGUGAAUGUAGGAUCAGAAGUGCACUCAUUGUCACUUUCAGGAUUUGAUAUGAUGGUAGCAGUUGGAAGAUCAGUAUAUGUGUAUGACUUGCGUAACUUAGGAAGAUCAAUUCCAUCAAAAAACUCAGAUAUGGAUGUUAAGAUAAAGUGCAUCAGUUCAGUUCCUUAUUCUAGAGGAUUUGCUGUUGGCUCAGUAGAUGGACGUGUAGCAUUGGAGAUGUCUUCUUCAUCAGAUUCAAAUGACAUCAGAUACAUGUUUCGUUGUUAUCCAAAGUCAACCGAUAAGAGAUUUCAUCUAGUAUCAGUGAAUGACAUUGUAUUUAAUACACUUAUAGGCAGUGCUUUUUAUACUGGUGAUAAUGAGGGUUAUGUUAUUGGAUGGGACGCUCAAAGUCGGAAAAGACUAUUUGAGUUGCCUAGAUACCCAAAUAGCAUCGCAUCUUUAUCAAUCAACAAUAGGGGACAACUUUUAGCUGUUGCAUCAAGCUACACUUACCAAGAGGCUAAAGAAAUAGAAGAAAUUCCUCAAAUAUUCAUACAACAAAUUGAUGAUGUCAAUACUAAAUCAUUUUAUUGUGGAAGUUCAAGUAGGAAGUAAACAUUCACAAGAUGACUGUGGAGUGGAGGUAAUAAUGGAUGACUGAAUGAGAAAUGGUUUGAAGUAGCUGAAGAAACCACUGACCCACAGAUAGAGGCCUAGUUAGGAAGUCGCUCCUGUUUGUCAUCUUCUUGGUGGUGAUGUUUGUAACGUUGCUUGGUACUAUUUAAUUAAUGUGUUAAUACAUCGAGUUGUUAAUGUGUAAUAUAACUCUUUACUUACAGACCAUUUUUUUUAAAAAAAUUCCAUCGUGGCAUCAAUUCUCUGCAGUCGAACACACGGAUGACUUUUUCUAAUAUCAAUUUUGCAAGUCUGAAUUCAAGACUUCAGAACAAAUGAAAUUGAUUGAAUUAACAGCCAAAGUUUAUUAGUCAACUUUUCUAA
Humulus lupulus (European hop) is the source of this 2183-nucleotide messenger RNA. RefSeq names its product mitotic checkpoint protein BUB3.3. The transcript is spliced from 12 exons. Gene Ontology annotation, molecular function: ubiquitin binding. Gene Ontology annotation, biological process: mitotic spindle assembly checkpoint signaling. Lineage: Eukaryota; Viridiplantae; Streptophyta; Magnoliopsida; Rosales; Cannabaceae. The record is from RefSeq and is a predicted model, not a curated record. Gene Ontology annotation, cellular component: phragmoplast; kinetochore; bub1-bub3 complex. Bases 807 to 1799 code for a protein of 330 amino acids.